This is a messenger RNA of Thyridium curvatum, 615 nucleotides long. RefSeq lists its product as uncharacterized. The transcript has 5 exons. NCBI's taxonomy places the organism in Eukaryota, Fungi, Ascomycota, Sordariomycetes, Thyridiales, Thyridiaceae. The coding region runs from base 1 to 615 and encodes 204 amino acids. The record is from RefSeq and is a predicted model, not a curated record. Gene Ontology annotation, molecular function: oxidoreductase activity.
AUGGCCGAGUACUUCGAAAAGGUUGGCGGCGAGAAGACGGUGCUUAUGGCAUACCUGGAGGAGACGCUACAGCUUGUCAAGGACAUCUUUCAGCCUGUGAAUGCUAUCUGCUUUGAUUGGAGGUUUCGUCGUCGAGAUCCUACAGUCAGCGGCCGGAUCCCACCGCGUGCACUCGAAGAUAUUCGCAGUUUUGCUCUCCCUACAGGUGAUGUGGUUCAUUGCGACUACUCUGCGUCAGGUGGGCUUGAUCGUUUGAAGGUUCAGCUUCUGGAGAACGAGCUUCAAGAAUUCCGGCUGAGAAAACAGAAGGCGAUGAUUAUCAAUGUAUGGCGUCCUCUGAACGACAGUGUCAAGAACACGCCUCUUCUCUUCUGUGAUCGCCGAUCCGUCCCAAAGAAGGACCUGAUUGAGGUCCACAAGGUGCGGUCAGACAAAGUAGAGAAGUCAUAUUUCCUAUUCCAUCGUGAUUACCAUCGAUGGUACUACUUGUCUGGCCAGCGAAAGGAAGAGGUCGCCAUUUUCCCUACUUGGCAGUCUGAUUCCAGGGAUGACUUUGCUGGUAAGCGACUGUUUGCAACCGCGAUAAUAUGGUAUUUCUCAGUGGAGUCUCUUUAA